AUGUCAUACAAGGAAGGAAUCAUUCUCGCCAUCACCGAGCUCAAGGACCGCAACGGUUCAUCCAUGAUUGCCAUCAAGAAGCAUUUGCAAGGCAACUUGCCCAAGGACAAGAAGUGGAUCAACGGAACCUUCUUGAAGGUCCUCAAGACUGGCGUCGCCAAUGGAGAGUUUGUCCAAAUCAAGAACUCCUACAAGCUUUCUCCUGAAUUCAAGAAGAAGGUUACCAAGAAGCCAGCUGCUGUCGCCAAGAAGACCACCACCAAGAAGGCUCCUGCCAAGAAGGCCGCUCCCAAGAAGAAGGCUACUGCCAAGGCCACCACCAAGAAGGCCAAGUCUGCUCCCAAGAAGAAGGCCACUGCCACUAAGAAGGCUCCUGCCAAGAAGGCCGCUCCAAAGAAGAAGACUGCCGCCAAGAAGACUGCUACUAAGAAGAAGUCUGCUACCAAGAAAUCUGCCAAGAAGGAGUAA
Cylindrotheca closterium is the source of this 468-nucleotide messenger RNA. NCBI's taxonomy places the organism in Eukaryota, Bacillariophyta, Bacillariophyceae, Bacillariales, Bacillariaceae. The record is from the annotation of a GenBank genome assembly.